AUGUACGGUCAACCGCCCCAGUCCGACUCUUCUCAGCCAGAAUGGCGACUCUCCCCACGCCCCGCCAGGAAUGAUGCGCCUCUGCCUCCACCUCCACAACCUCCACGUCCAACCAGCUCAGUCUAUACGCCAGCUACUUAUGGUCCGAUCUCAGGUUCGAAUACUGUAUCACCAAUAACCCCUCAUUCAGGGUCAGGAAAUGAUCCAAGGACGUGGGGGGUGCGAUAUAAUCAACAUCAACACAUCCACCCCAUUCAUGCCCCGCCUCCACUGCCGCCUCGACCAUCGAGUACAAACGAGCAACCAUAUGCCUAUACUUAUUCCCAACCAUUCUCCCCGCCACCGCCGCCGCCACCACCACCACCCCCCGCACCCACAUCAGCUCCGGUCGUCGACACCCACUCCGCACCUACAACACAUGGCUACGAAUCUUUUGGAGAUGCUCAGUCCCCAUCAACAACUAGCACUAUCCCACCGCCAUAUGUACCUUCGCACGGAGCCCCUGCUCCUAUCGUUCCGGCCCCGCCCCCGAAAAUUCCUCAGGGGUAUCAGUAUGCACCAGUUCAUCCGCCUAACCCAAUAGGGCAGCCCCCAUUGCUUGCCCAGGGUGCGGGUCCUGCUGCCACGCAAGGCUCCUACGAAUUUCGGCCCCAAAGGAUGAUGAGUAUAGCUCCCCAGACAAGCUCAUCGGCUUUGGGGCCAGGGACCCCGUCCGAUUGGGAACACCUUGGUCCAACCCCCGGUGAUUUUGAUGAUUCGGCAUGGUUUCCACCCAGACAACCGGAACCGAUUCCCCAAGAGGUCAUUCAAACCCCUCCGGGGUUUUCGUCCGGUAUACCUACUCCCGGCCCUACUCCUGCCCCUACGACCGGUCGGGAGAAUCAUGCCGCCAAUCCUCUUCCACAUGUAGAUACCAACUAUCAUUACCAGCACCGAUAUCAGCAGGCUGCCCCACCUGCGGAAUAUCAAUUUGAUCAAACGCGCCGACAUGACUCAGUUUCGCCUAUUAGUCCUAUGACUAUGUUGGGUGCUCAGAAUCCCCCGCCUCCUCCAGCUCGAAUGGGUAGUACCAGCUCAGGCACAUCCAUGAGAAGCCAUGCUGACAGUAUCGACAAUGUCAUCGAUGCAUGGGUGAAGCCUCUGGCGCCUACCCCUCGAACAAGCUCAUCUAACCAGGCCGAUGCGCCAUCUCGUUUGGAUCCUCCAACGGAUACCUCACAGGAGGCGUCUGAGAACAAUUUGAAGACCCCCGUCGAAGUCCCGCCACCUCCUCAGAAUAUUCAGCCCCCUGUUCAGGACCAAAUAGCAAGUCCAGGCACAACAGCUCCAGCGGAACCUCAAGCAGCCCUUCCAGCAAUCAAAGCUGUAGAUCCAUAUGAGGACCUCGAUCCAUGGUUCAAGUCCUCUCUCACUCGCUAUGUCGCUACUUUGCGCAAAGAGGCAGUCGCUGACUCGGAUGAAGAGCGCUACAAGAUAUUCACGGCGUUCAUGGCAAAGGAAGCCAAGCUCCGCGAGAUCCUCUACAAUAUUGAACCAGAGCCACAACAACCCGAGCCAUCCCCCCCGUGUCUCCGCGCCGUCACGACGAUUGAUCGAACUUCGACUUAUGAGUCAGGUCUCAUUCCGGUGGAGACAGAAGACACAGUGCCCCCUACGCCAAGCACUGUCACAGAUGAAGGCAACGACAUGGAUGACGUGGUAAGCGAGUAUAGCGCCGGUGGGCGGCCUAUUUCCGCCAAGCGAGCACGCCGAGGAUCUCAAUGGACGCCAAAGCUUUCUAGUCUAGGCCCCGAAGAGAACCCGACGACUCGCCUUUCCAAGAGUUCUCUGGCCCAGCUGUCAGAGGAGAACGCACAGGCACAUGACUUGGCACCUCUCACGAUAAACCCUCCGCGGCCUAUCUACACGCCUUUUCGGUAUACCGAGGGUCCUCAGCGAGGCUCGGAUAAGCUUUCCUUUGGUCGUCCCGCCUACCAGGCCUACUCUGAUCUACGCGCAUCUGCUGUGAAUGGUCGAAUUAUGUCAAAUGCUCCGCCACCUACAAGUCGCUCUCGGUCGGCCACCUUAACUUCUCCCGCUCAGAACGAGAAUGAUGAGACUUUCCUUGGGAUUAUUCGUCACAAGAGCUCUGCGUACUUAGAAACAGCAGCCAAUCGAAAGUCUAUGCCGGCUGCCCUAUUGCCGGAAGCUCUCCGCCAAGAACAAGGGAAGCCAAACGUUGUCGAAGAACUGCGUGCGAUGGUUUGGACGCCACUCGACAAGCAGUCCGAAAGUUCAUGGCAUGUCACUAUCCGAGAGGGCCUCGAAAAGUUGCCCGAUGAUUUCUCGUAUAUCCAACAGACCAUCGAUGAGUGGGAAAAUGCUGCAAAGACUCGGAAACAGACUCUCGAUCAGGAACGCACAGUCCGCCAAGAAGAGUCCGAGGAGCAGAUCGACAAGCUUUUCAAUGAAAAAGAGAUCGGCUAUGCGGACAUCAAUACAUUAGAAGAGGACUUCAGACAAACAGAGGCUCGCGUUCAGCUGGACGAAGAGCGGCAAGAUGUUGAGAACUUCGUCUCCCAGGUCUUUAACCCGCUGGAUGAGCGACUCAAGGAAGAGAUUUCUGCUCUUCGCAAGUCCUAUGACUCCGCGCUCCAGCAAUUGGAACGGGACCAGAAGGGCAAGAACUCGCCCGUUGAGCAGUGUAGCCCAUCCGUGACGAUGAAGAUGGUCAAUGAGACACACAGCAAAUUGGAACUUCGAUUCCAGAAGCGACUGGAGAUUGCUCUAGACUGCGAGCGCCGUCGUAAGAAGGCCGAGCGCCGUCCGCUGGUUUUCAUGGGCGACAUGGCCAGUCUCCGCAAACUAGACGGAGAUUUCGAUCGAAUGGAAAAGCGUAACAUUCUGGAAGCCGCCAAGGACCGCGACGACCGUGCCAAUCGCUUGAUGGACUCCUUCGAUGAUGCAAUCUUACACGGCUUAGGUAUGAAUCAGAGUUUACUGGACGAGCUUGUAUCGAAAGUCGCCCAUCUGGAAUUCACAACCCUCCGCGCAUCCGGCGUUCCGGAUUCUGAACUUGAACAGAUCCUCAAGGCCACCGCGACCUUCGCUACGUCGCUUCGCGCCGAUUCCGAGGCCAUCUUGCGCUGCUCAGGAAUUGCCGACAUGGCUCUCAACGAUGCCGAUUACAACGUCUCCGUCGCCGAAGCACGCUAUGCCAAUUCGGACACGGAAACCUUCGGCCGACUGGAGGAUGAGAAGAAGAAGGAAGAUGCGAUCUUGGAGACUGAUCUGAAUUCCAAAUUGCAAAGUAUUAAAAAGUCGCCCGCGGAUAUCGAAGCGAACGUUCAACGCCUUCUCCAGACGUUGGCCGAUGCGCCUCCUGCUGCGCUGUCUCCAAAAUUUGCGCCGGCCAGUCAGCCUAUUGAUGUCACUCCCCUGGAACUUCGCCCAGGCACAGCAGCCCCCAGUCGAACACCGGCUUCUCUUGCGCCUCCUGCGCUAUCUCCAAAAUCUGUGCCGGCCAGUCAGCCUAAUGAUGUUCCCCCUCCAUUGGAACUUCGCCCAGGCGCGGCGGCCUCCAGUCGCACACCGGCCCCUCCGUCGGCCCCUCCGGUGGCUUCUCCACCAGCUCAGGUUGAUCGAGCUUCCGGUGCGGAGUCAGAGCAUCAAGAAAGGUUACGCAGGGCUCUGGAGCAAGCCAAGAAACGUAACGCGGCUAGGAAUCCAUGA
This is a messenger RNA of Penicillium manginii, 3711 nucleotides long. RefSeq lists its product as uncharacterized. Bases 1 to 3711 code for a protein of 1236 amino acids. The record is from RefSeq and is a predicted model, not a curated record. The transcript has 3 exons. Lineage: Eukaryota; Fungi; Ascomycota; Eurotiomycetes; Eurotiales; Aspergillaceae.